GACGCUGCAGUCUGCAAGGAUCACAAAGUUGAGAAACUUCUCAUCCUUGACGUGGAAUAGAAACUCUAUGAAAGUAACAAGAAUGAACAGAAAACUGGAGCUUUUCCAAGAAAGUCCUUCUUGAAAACUUGGCAACGAAUAUCAAUAACAGAGGUGUAAGACAAGGACAUUUUCAAAUUCAUUUAGAAAAAUCUGGUAAUCAAGAGCCCAUCUCCAUGAACAAAAGCCAUGCUCUGAGUGUUGUUGGAAUCGUCAAAAGGAUCAAAGGGAUGAUUAUCCCCAUGUUUUACACAAUGUUGAACCAAAGCGAAAGUUACCCAUUGAAACUCAAAGUUAAGGGAUACUUUCAGCGUGAUUUGACUGAAAUUACGGAAUAUCAUCUGGCAGCUCAAAUAUAUGAUACCAUUUUCCUCAUGUACAAUAUUUUGAAGGAGAAGAUACACCCUGUAUUAUGACGUCUUGGAGCGAGAUUAGGUUACAUAUUCUGUUAAUGUUACACAUGUGUUUGUUUUCGCUCGGCUUUUCGUUCUUGAUCUCGUUUUGCACCUUCAAACAGCUAUUUAAUUGUAAUUUCUGUUGAUUGCAAUUUAUCAUAGCGUGGUAGAAUUAUGUCUGUGGAUAGUUCUCGGUGUUUUUCAGACGACGAGAUCGCAGAAGCGUUGAAAUAUGGAGCAACGAAACUGGGAUUGCAUGACGGCUUUCGGAGUCAACAAGCUGAUGCUCUGCGUGCUUUUUUCCGUGGACACGAUCUCUUCGUUAGCCUGCCCACCGGCUUUGGCAAGAGUGUCCUCUUUCAAGCUGCUCCUUUCUGUUCGGACUACCUUCGAAAGAAUGCUGAUGGGCCCGGAGUAUCUGAUCCUUUGAAGGCGAUUGCAUUGAUUGUUAUGCCUUUGAAGUCACUGAUAUCAGAUCAGAUUCACAAGGUUGAGAGCUUUGGAUCGUUUGGUGUGGAUAUUUCAGGUGGGAUGACAGACGUCAUUCGUGAGGGAAUUUCUUCUGCAAAGUAUUCUCAUAUUUUUGCCAGCCCUGAGAGUUUACUUGAUGAGGAUGGUCGUGAAAUGUUCACUCUUCUGAAAAAUCGCCACUGGAUCUGUGGAUUUUUCAUUGAUGAAAGUCAUUGUGUUUCAAAAUGGGGCAGUUCAUCAGGAGACACAAAAGCUUUCCGAAGUGCCUACAGCAAACUGGGAGAAAUCCGUUCCAAACUACGAUCAGGUGUUCCAGCCGUCGCGCUCACAGCAACAGCUACACGAGAAGUUAGACAUGCGAUCAUCGACAGCCUCGGACUUCGGAACUUUCUGUGGGUGAACGAGUCACCAGACAAAGCCAAUAUCAAACACAUCGUCAUGAAGUCCUCUUCAAAAGACUACGACAACAUAUUCCGGCAUGUGAUAGAUGGCGUCAGGGACAAAGGGUUGUUCUGUGAGAGGACAAUUAUAUAUUGCCAAUCUAGGAAGACCUGUAGUGAGGUGUACGCAACCUUCAUUGCACUGCUGCCAAAAGAUCGUCAUGCCUACAUCAACAUGUAUCACACAAACACUGAAAACGACGUGCAAGAAAAAAUAAUUCAGUCAAUGGCAUCACCAGAUGGAGAGGUUAGAGUCCUCAUAGCAACUGUUGUGGGGGAAGGAUAAUUUGAGGGGUUGUUUAUAUUUAGGGCGUAGAGGUCGAUUGUGUAGCAUAGGGGCCAGGGUAAAAAAAAAAACACACACACAACAGUCCUGACAAAGGACUAUGCCUGAUGAUGAUCUGGAGCAGAUUUGGUAAAAUUUAAUUAUCAAGGAACCGGUAAUUUUGUCCAUGUUUGUAUCACAUCGUAAGAAAAGAGGAUUUCCCCAAAAUUUGCCUCAAAAGAGUAGUCCAAUGGACUGCUCUCUAUAUUUAUCUCUCUCUCUUUUUUUUUUUUUUUUGCUACACGUCACAGACGCUGCAGUCUGCAAGGAUCGCAAAGUUGAGAAACUUCUCAUCCUUGACGUGGAAUAGAAACUCUAUGAAAGUAACAAGAAUGAACAGAAAACUGGAGCUUUUCCAAGAAAGUCCUUCUUGAAAACUUGGCAACGAAUAUCAAUAACAGAGGUGUAAGACAAGGACAUUUUCAAAUUCAUUUAGAAAAAUCUGGUAAUCAAGAGCCCAUCUCCAUGAACAAAAGCCAUGCUCUGAGUGUUGUUGGAAUCGUCAAAAGGAUCAAAGGGAUGAUUAUCCCCAUGUUUUACACAAUGUUGAACCAAAGCGAAAGUUACCCAUUGAAACUCAAAGUUAAGGGAUACUUUCAGCAUGAUUUGACUGAAAUUACAGAAUAUCAUCUGGCAGCUCAAAUAUACGAUACCAUUUUCCUCAUGUACAAUAUUUUGAAGGAGGAGCCUCUUCCCAUUUUGCUAGAUGGCAAACUCGAAGGGUCUCUCAAACCAGAAGAUUACAUCUGGGGAUACAGUGAACAGACCAAGACUAAGUACAAAGAUCUGGCAGAGAGCUAGACAUAACCGAGGAAAUAAGUUCUUUGUUGAAUUCAGAAGAUUGCCUGAUGAUGAUCUGGAGCAGAUUUGGUAAAAUUUACUUAUCAAGGAACCGGUAAUUUUGUCCAUGUUUGUAUCACAUCGUAAGACAAGAGGAUUUCCCCAAAAUUUGCCUCAAAAGAGUAGUCCAAUGGACUGCUCUCUAUAUUUAUCUCUCUCUCUUUCUUUUUAUUUUUUUUGCUACACGUCACAGACGCUGCAGUCUGCAAGGAUCGCAAAGUUGAGAAACUUCUCAUCCUUGACGUGGAAUAGAUACUCUAUGAAAGUAACAAGAAUGAACGGAAAACUGGAGCGAGUUCCAAGAAAGUCCUUCUUGAAAACUUGGCAACGAACAUCAAUAACACAGGUGUAAGACAAGGACAUUUUCAAAUUCAUUUAGAAAAAUCUGGUAAUCCAGAGCCCAUCUCCAUGAACAAAAGUCAUGCUCUGAGUGUUGUUGGAAUCUUCAAAAUGAUCAAAGGAAUGAUUAUCCCCAUGUUCUACACAAUGUUGUACCAAAGUGAAAGUUACCCAUUGAAGCUCAAAGUUAAGGGAUACUUUCAGCAUGAUGUGACUGAAAUUACAGAAUAUCAUCUGGCAGCUCAAAUAUACGAUACCAUUUUCCUCAUGUACAAUAUUUUGGAGGAGCCACCGAAAUA
Messenger RNA from Lytechinus variegatus (green sea urchin), 3148 nucleotides. Its product is annotated as probable Werner syndrome ATP-dependent helicase homolog 1. Gene Ontology annotation, biological process: double-strand break repair via homologous recombination. The transcript is spliced from 2 exons. Gene Ontology annotation, molecular function: four-way junction helicase activity; ATP binding; nucleic acid binding. The record is from RefSeq and is a predicted model, not a curated record. Gene Ontology annotation, cellular component: cytoplasm; nucleus; chromosome. The coding region runs from base 609 to 1631 and encodes 340 amino acids. NCBI's taxonomy places the organism in Eukaryota, Metazoa, Echinodermata, Echinoidea, Temnopleuroida, Toxopneustidae.